UAAACCAGGACCUGGUGCUUUAAUAAAAUCAACAAGAGAGAUAAACCCUUAGCCAGAAUAACCAGAGGGCACAGAGACAGUAUCCAAAUUAACAAACUCAGAUUGAAAACAGAGACAUAACAACAGAAACUGAGAAAAUUCAAAAUACUAUCAGAUCCUACUACAAAAGCGUAUACUCAACAAAACUGGAAAGUCUGGAUGAAAUGCACAAUUUUCUGAACAGAUAACAGGUACCAAAGUUAAAUUAGGGCCAGAUGAAACAUCUAAUCAGUCCCCAUAACCCCGAAAGUAAUGAAAGCAGUCAUUAAAACUCUCACAACCAAAAUAAGCCCAGGACCAGAUAGGUUAAGUGCAGAAUUCUAUCAGGCCAUAAAAGAACACAUAAUACCUAUGCUCUUCAAACUAUUCCACAAAAUAGGAGCAGAAAGAACUCUAGGGGGUGUCUUCCGACGUCGCUCUGAGGAAGGUUCACAAACAGGGUUUCAGCCUUUAAGCUAGAGUUUGUAACUGCUGUUGACCUCCUUUGCAAAGGCCCAGAGCACCAGGUCAGAGCUCUGAGCCUUGGGUCUCCAACCACAGGGCCCCACCCCAGCGUGGAACUCUGUACGAGGGGAGCGCGGGCGCUGGCCGGACACAGACGCGAGUGCAGGAGAGGCCAGCUAAUACUCCAAGGCGUUUCCUUCCGAGUUCUUGCGAGAGGAGCCGAGUGAGGAGGCGGCAGCGGCGUGUGGUCGCGGGCUCUUGAGCUGCGGCUUUCCUCGUCUGAGACGAGGGCCGCUGCCUCCGGGAGAUGCGCGUGUCGCGGACCCGCGGUCGCCCCGGGAGUUCAUGCUGCGUGCGAGGCUCGCAGCCGCCGCUCUAAUCGCCCGGCGUCUCCGCCGCGCCCGCUCGGCCCGCGGUGAGCCUCCCGGACCCUGUCCCUCGCGCCGCGGCGGCGAUGACCGGGGAGAAGAUCCGCUCCCUGCGGAGGGACCACAAGCCCACAAAGAGGACGAGGACGUGCUGGAGCCCUGCGAGGAGGAGGCGACGGCCGCGCUCGGCGGCGCCUUCACUGGGGACAGAAGCGGAGUGGGCGGCAGCGGCAAGGGCGGCAAGGCCUGCCCUAAGAUCUUCAGCUACCACCACCGGCUGCAGCUGAAGGCGCCCGCUGCGCCCGGCCCCGGCGUUCCGGCCCCGCCGCAGCACAACGCAGUGACAGCCACCUGCCUGGCUCCGGCCUGCCUGGGCAGUAACCCGGUUGUGGUGGCUGACGGAGGCAGCUGCCCCUCGCUCUACCCGGUGCACGAGUGCGUCUUUAAGGGGGACGUGAGGAGACUGUCCUCGCUUAUCCGCACGCACAAUAUCGGACAGAAAGAUAAUUACGAAUGUGCACAUUUACUGUUGGCUCACAAUGCUCCAGUAAAGGUGAAAAAUGCUCAGGGAUGGAGCCCUCUGGCGGAAGCCAUCAGCUAUGGAGACAGACAGAUGAUCACAGCUCUUCUAAGGAAACUCAAGCAGCAAUCUAGGGAGAGUGUUGGAGAAAAACGACCUCGAUUGUUAAAAGCCCUAAAAGAGUUAGGUGACUUUUACCUAGAACUUCACUGGGAUUUUCAAAGCUGGGUGCUUUUGCUUUCCCGAAUUCUGCCUUCUGAUGCCUGUAAAAUAUACAAGCAAGGUAUCAAUAUCAGGCUUGACACAACUCUCAUAGACUUUACUGACAUGAAGUGCCAACGAGGGGAUCUAAGCUUCAUCUUCAAUGGGGAUGCUGCACCCUCUGAGUCUUUCGUAGUGUUAGACAAUGAACAAAAAGUUUAUCAGCGAAUACACCAUGAGGAGUCAGAGAUGGAAACAGAAGAGGAAGUUGAUAUUUUAAUGAGCAGCAAUAUUUAUUCUGCAACUUUAUCAACCAAAUCAAUUUCUUUCACACGUGCCCAAACUGGAUGGCUUUUUCGGGAAGAUAAAACAGAAAGAGUAGGAAACUUUUUGGCAGACUUUUAUCUGGUGAAUGGACUUGUUCUAGAAUCAAGGAAAAGAAGAGAGCACCUUAGCGAGGAGGACAUUCUGCGGAAUAAGGCCAUCAUGGAGAGCCUGAGCAAAGGUGGGAGCCUGACGGAGCAGAACUUUGAGCCGGUUAGAAGACAGUCUCUUACCCCUCCUCCUCAGAACACUAUUACGUGGGAAGAAUACAUAUCUGCUGAAAAUGGAAAGGCACCACACCUGGGCAGAGAACUGGAGUGCAAAGAGAGCAAGAAGACAUUUAAAGCCACUGUAGCCAUGAGCCAGGAAUUUCCUCUGGGAAUUGAGUCAUUAUUGAAUGUUCUAGAAGUAAUAGCACCCUUCAAGCACUUUAACAAGCUUAGAGAAUUUGUUCAAAUGAAGCUUCCUCCUGGCUUUCCUGUAAAAUUAGAUAUACCCGUGUUUCCCAUGAUCACAGCCACUGUGACUUUUCAGGAAUUCCGAUGUGAUGAAUUUGAUGGGUCCAUCUUUGCCAUCCCUGAAGACUACAAGGAAGACCCAAGUCGUUUUCCUGACCUUUAACUGAUCCCGAAGAGCAAGAGGCUUCAGGUGGCAGGGACUGACCUUCGUUCAGCAGAGAGAACACAUCAGUGAUGUGAUGAAAAACUGACCUCUAAUGAAACAUCCACAGCUUCCUGAUGUGCCAUUCAUUCCUCUUUUUAAAGUCACUUCCUGUCUGUGCUAGUUUGACACCCAGUGACCCCAAGACCUUCCUAUGUAAAGCAGCUGUGAGUGCUGUGAUUUGUUUUUAAAGAUUUUUACACUUCUUGUUGAAAUAUAUAUCAUAUGAAUAUAUCUAUAGCUAUAUCUAAAACACACCUGGACCAUUAACGUCAAUUCCGUGUCUAUGAAGUCCUUUGAAAUGUGUCACCUCUAUCAGGUGGCAUGUAUAAAUGUUCCUUUAAACUAUGUUUUCAUCAUCAUGUAUAGUUCUGUAAUUUGAAUGUUUAAUCAACUAGAAGGAAUGCAGUUUUCUGAGGUGAACAGAGCAGUGGUAACUAUUGAACAGUUGCAUUUACAGCCUGUUGCAAUACAUUCCGAGGGAACACUCCUGCAGGGAAUGCGGUGCCCCCACCCCCACCCCACCCCACCCCAACCCCAGCACUUUGCUAACAGUUGCAUUUACAGCUGCAGUGCAUCCGGAGGGAGGGCUCCCUGCAGGGGAUGCGGUGCCCCCAGCACCUUCAUGCAGCUCAUCCUGGUGCUCUUUGUUUCACCUGAAUCCUUUUUCAGUGGAAACUGUUUGUUACUGAUCUUCCUUUCAUAGAACCUCAAUUUUUUUUCCUAAACUUGAGUUUAAAGGUCCUUGUUCUGUUGAUAGGUACAGUAACAUGCUUACAGCUAGCCCUUUCCUUAGUAUCAGCACUUUAAACAAAUUCCAAAUUUUAAACUUGCUUCCUAGUAAGUGCACGUAAGUCAGAUUAUUUUUAAUGGAAUAUGGAUGCAUUGGUGUCAAUUUAAAAAAAAACAAAACAAAACAACGUAUUUUGGACAAUUAUGUAUGUAACGCUUUCAAAAUAAGGUAAAAACAUUUUAUAUGCUACAAUAUAUUUGUUAUAGGCUAAAAGUCCAGAAACACACAUGAUUGAAAGUUCAUUUUUUUCUUUUAAGUCACAGGAAAAUAACUAUUGAUUUGUCUCCAGAGUAUUAAAAUCAUGCAUUACUCAUUUUUGCACCUAAAAUUUGUCAUAUUUAUUACAAGAUGGUUUAAAGAACCAAGAAUGAAAAUAAAUUAGAAUAAUGUUCAAAUCAUAACAGUAUCAUGUUGUAUUAAAGACUUAGCUAAAUGUUUGUGUCCUGAUGAGAUGUGUCAUGGAUGCACCUGUCAGGUUGUUAUAGAAUGUUUAAACUUUGACCAAGACUUUUAUUGAAAGAUGACUUAUUUAAAAUUCCAAAGUGUCAGCCGUAAGAUAUUUAUCUCUUUACAGUUGCAUCUCAGAUAGUGAUACCACCUGGCAUAUGUUGACAUUUUAUUUUUUAUAAAAAUGAUUGCAUUCAAAAAAAUCAAAGCCCUAAUCACUCCAGUAAGUGAUCUGUUCAGUUUUAAGAACUGAGAAGCCCAAAGCUAGCAUGAUGGAAUGGAAGUUAUCCCUGCCAGACAGUGGCUGAUUCGGUGACUUAGCUACUCAAUUAAUUCUGUUGUCAGUCAUGAGGUCCAAGGUUCUGAAAGGCAAUGAUCAUUGUUGCUUUAGGCUCCUUGGCUCGAACAUAAAGGAAAAAAUGAUAAAUUUACAGCUUGGGAUUUAGAAUUUCUUAACAUAUGUGAAUAUUUUGCUGGGUUACACUGGAGAUAGGACUACUGAAAAUUGUUGCACUGGAUUGUACUACUGAAAAUUGUUGCACUGGAUUGUACUACUGAAAAUUGUUGCACUGGAUUGUUUUGACUUCAAUUUUUCUUUAAUGAAUAGUAGAAUCAGAUUGUCCAUUCCAAAAUGUUUUUUCUCUGAUCACAAAGAACAAGUGUAUCUCUUAUGAUGGUGGGAAAAAAGGAGUUAAUUAAUGCAAAUAAACUUUUCACAAUAUUAAAAAAAAAAA
Molecule: messenger RNA, 4530 nt
Organism: Rattus norvegicus (Norway rat)
Lineage: Eukaryota; Metazoa; Chordata; Mammalia; Rodentia; Muridae
Source: RefSeq, a predicted model, not a curated record